AAUAAGUCAUCUUCCCUACUCCUCCCCAACACAUAUGAAACUAUAAAGGUCCUUGAAGCUCAUCCACAAUAAAGAGGCAAGAACAUUGCAUGGAAGAAGCUUAAGGAACCCAAGCAUCCAGUCUUCUGGCCACUAGGCUCAAAGUUCUUCCAAAGAACAAGUACUUAGGAGACCCAAGUUUCUGGAAACUCUAGCUUUUAUCUCUUCACCUUGAACUCUCCUUUCUCAAGAAUCCUGUUCUUUGCCUUCUAGAUCUUGGCCACAACUGGGAUUUGGGUAUCUUACUUUCCAACCACAACAAGACAGAUCAAGAUGUACAAAGGACACAUUAUCCUUAAGUGUUGGCUACUAUUGCAUCUCCUACUUUUAGAAACUGGUGUAACACCCAGUGCGUUUAGCACAACAGGCACAACUUCUGGUGGGACCAGUAUAAUCUCCAGCACUAAAUCCAGCACAGCCUCUGGUGGAACCAGUACAAUCUCCAACACUGGGUCUAGUGUGAUUUCUAGUGGAACAAGUAUAGCCUCUAGUACUGUAUCCAGCACAACCUCUGGAGGGAACAGCACAGUCGCUAAUACUGGAUCGAGCACAACAUCUGGUGGGACCAGUAUAGUCUUCAACACUGGAUCUAGUGUGACUUCUAGUGUAACCAGUAUAGCCUCCAGUACUAGAUCCAGCACAACCCCUGGAGGGACCAGCAUAGUUGUCAAUACUGGAUCCAGCACAACAUCUGAUGGGACCAGUACAGCUUCCAACACUGAAUCCAGUGUGACCUCCAGUGGUUCCAGCACAACCUCCAAUACUGAAUCUAGCACAACCUCUGGAGGGACCAGCUCACCUGUCAACACUGGAUCCAUCACAACAUCUGGUGGGACCAGUACAGCCUCCAACACUGAGUCCAGUGUGACCUACAGUAGUUCCAGCACAACCUCCAAUAUCGAAACUAGCACACCCUCUGUAGGGACCAGCAUACCUGUCAACACUGGAUCCAGCACAACGUCUGGCAGAAAUAGUACAACCUCCCAAACUAGACCCAGUGUGACUUCCAGUGGGUCUGGCAUAACCUCCAAUACUGAAUCUAGCACAACCUCCAGAAGGAGUAGUACACCUGUUAAGACUGGAUCCAGUGAAGCCUCAGGUGGGACCAAUAUAGCCUCCAACACUGGAUCCAGCACAACUUCUGGUGGCACCAGCAUGCCUGCCAAUACUGGAUCCAGUACAACCUCCAGUGGGAUAAGCACAGCUGCCAGCUCUGGAUCCGGUGAGAUCUCCAGCAGGACCAGUGUAGCCUCCAACACUGGAUCUAGUGUGACUUCCAGUGGGACCAGCACAGCUGCCAACAUUGUAUCCAGUGCAACCACAGGAAGCUCUGGCACACAUUCUCCAACUGGAACACACACAACUUCCAAUGGCACGAGUGCUACUACUCCAGUGAAUGAAGUGACACCCAGUGGGUCUCUGAAACCAUGGGAAAUCUUCCUCAUUACUCUGGUCUCUGCUGUAGUGGCUGUGGGAUUCUUUGCUGGGCUCUUCCUCUGUGUGAGAUAUUCCCUGUCUCUGAGAAACGUCUUUGACACAGCUGUCUACCGCCCCCAUGGCCCCAACCUUGGCAUGGACCCCGAAGGGUAUCACGGAGUCCACUACAGCUCUAGUUGGAGGCCUAACUGGUUCUGGAGGAGACCAGUGUCCUCAAUAUCCAUGGAGAUGAGAAGGAGAUACAAUGGGCCCUGAGUGACCCCUGAAGCCAUAGUGCCACUUUUUUUCAAGGAGAAAGUUGACCUGGGAGGCCAGAGACUUCAGUGUCCUUUCAUUUGUCCCCAGGAGUCCCCUCCCAACUUUGUUUGGGUCUUUGACAACCUUGAGGAAGACAGUCCCUCUCUCUUGAUUUUAACAGGCUGUGGAAGGAGGAGAUUCUGUUGUCAUUUAGCUAAGAAAUAAACACAUCAAAAAUAUAUGACAGAGAGAAUCUGUGUGCACAUGAGUGGAUGUCUACAGUGCUGAAUUGAAUUUCCCAGUUCUGUGAGAAAGCUCCCAUGCCAGAACCCACCUGGCAUUCAAAAUCUCCACAGCAAGAUCCAGAGACCUCAUUCCUACCUGUCCCCUUUCUCUAAUCUUUAUUGCCCCAAGCAGGACCCCUGUGUUUCUGAGCCUCACCCAGAUUGACAGAAGAAUUGAAUUGGGAGAGAUGAGAAGGGAGGGCAGGUGCCAGGAUUCUAAGGAGUCACUGUAUUAGGUCUCUGGUACACAGAGGUUAUGUCAUAGCACAUAGAGAACCCAAAGCAUGAUGAGGUGGAGAGAUGCAAUUACAUGUGCUGUGGGGCAGGACAUGUUCACUCAAAGUCGUAGUUUCCACGGCAUUUAAAUUUGCCCUAGACCAGGGUUACUUUUCAGAAUGAAGGUGCGAGUUGACACUUUUCCCUUUCACAGUGCUCUUUUCAGAAGCAGAAAAGUGAAAGACUUUCUAAAUUUAUCCUUUCUGGCUAAGGUCUAACCUUUCUAGAGGCUCAUGGCAGAGUAAUCUGGGGUAAAGCCUGAUAUUCUCAUGAGUCCUCUUCCAGAAGGGCGGCACAUAUCUCUUUCAUGGGUGCAAGGAAGAAGCCUGUUUCUACAGGUCUUGGAGGACAGAGGGGAGCUACUUUGGAAGGUUGAAUUUCUCCAAAUCCACAAGGCAUUGAGAGAACUCCCACCUGGGACAGAGCCCUCAGAGAGAAUGAGCAGUUUGUUGGGAGAUUCACCCCAACUUGUAGUAAUGGAAACCGCUCUGCCCUCUAAUACUUACUGGGUUUCUUUAGUGUCAGCAAACCAAAUCAUCCUAAUCAAUGAGGCCACACUAAGCCCUAUGCAGGCCCAUCAUCAUCGUUGUUGUCAUCGUUGUCAUCAUCAUCAUCAUCAUCUCAUGUAAAGGGAUCCAGCACCAGAAGGAGAAGUUGAGGGUUGAGGACCCUGAAAAGGUGCCUCCCACUGGUGUGAACUGUGGAAAGCAUACUGUGAAUAGAAAAUAAAUGAUAACACUAAGUGAAAUAAGGCAAUCAGGGAAAGACAAAUAUCAUAUGAUUUCACUCAUAUGUGGAAUUAAAAAAAAACAGAUGAACAUAGGGGAAAGGAAGGAAAAAUAAAAUAAGAUAAAAAUAGAGAAGACAAACCAUAAGAGACUCUUGGAUGUAGAGAUUAAAGUGAGGGUUGAUGGAGGGAGGUAAUGGUGGGGGAUUGGCUAAAUGGGUGAUGGGCAUUAAAGAGGGAACUUGUUGGGAUGAGCACUGGGUGUUAUGUGUAAGUGAUGAAUCACUAAAUUCUACUCCUGAAGAAAAAAAAAAAAGAACAAAGAAAGAGAGAGAGAGAGAGAAAUAAAAGAAAAAUAAAGAAAGAAAGAAAAAAGAAAUGAGACCAGGCAAGGGAAUCCAUUUAUAUAAUUAAAAGUUCUAAACAUGCAUUUUCAAGUUUAAAAUUGUAAUGGACAAAUGGAAAGAGACUGGCCACUGUUGGGAAUAAAAUUAAUAACCUGGAAGAACAAGUGGGAAAAAUAACUCAAUUAUACACAACAAUAAAGAAAUGAAAACCAUCCAGACAAUAGAAGACACUUAGAGAAUAGAUUUAGGAAGACUAACAUGCAAGUAAUAAGGUUCAAAACAAAGGA
This is a messenger RNA of Neofelis nebulosa (Clouded leopard), 3634 nucleotides long. It is a transcript of the gene MUC21, whose product is annotated as mucin 21, cell surface associated. The coding region runs from base 313 to 1731 and encodes 472 amino acids. Lineage: Eukaryota; Metazoa; Chordata; Mammalia; Carnivora; Felidae. The record is from RefSeq and is a predicted model, not a curated record. The transcript has 3 exons.